Molecule: messenger RNA, 1239 nt
Organism: Triticum turgidum subsp. durum (durum wheat)
Lineage: Eukaryota; Viridiplantae; Streptophyta; Magnoliopsida; Poales; Poaceae
Source: the annotation of a GenBank genome assembly
AUGACAGAAAUAUCGGACCGAGCUACGCGAGGAGCAGCGCCUACCAAGCUCUUUUCCACCAGUCCAUCUUUUCCACCGGUAGUCCAUCACAUGGACAUGGGUCAAGACGAGCGCCAGGAUCCAGAGCUGCCGGCCAUGGAGAAGGAGCUCUCUGCCGACGCGGUAGCCUGCGACUACUGCAGCGGCCCACAGUCGGUGGUGUACUGCCGGGCCGACAGCGCCAGGCUCUGCCUGCCGUGCGACCGCCACGUGCACGCCGCCAACGCGGUCUGCUCCCGCCACCUGCGCGCUCCGCUCUGCGCCGCAUGCCGCGCCACCGGGGCCGUCUUCCGCCACGGCGGCCCCGAAUUCCUCUGCUCCAACUGCGACUUCGGGAGGAGCAGGGACGGCGAGCUGCCGCUGCACGACCGCUGUACAGUCCAGGGGUACACGGGACGACCCUCGGCGCACGACCUCGCUGCUCUUCUCGGGGUCCCCGACUUGGACAAGCCCUCGGCCGGCAAAGCCGACGACGGUUGGUGGGCCAUCUGGGAGGAGCCCCAGGUGUUCAGCCUGGAGGAUCUCAUCGUGCCCACCACUUCUUGCCAUAGCUUCCAGCCCCUCGUCACGCCGUCCUCGCCCAAGAUCCAGAACUCACCCGAAGGAAAGACGAACGAUGAGGUCAUACGGCAGUUACGUGAGCUCGCGGAGGUGGACAUGGGCGGCGGUCAGAUAACACCUCGUGAGGAGGCAGAGCAAGCUGCUCAUCAGUUGCCUUCCUGGACAGAGUCACAGCACACCACUGGAAAUGGCGAUUUCGGCACAGAUAACAGCCAUGAGGUUGCAACCAUGCCAACCCCUGGUUAUGAGAACGGCGGAUGGAACAACAACGAUUGUCAUGCCCUAAAAGAUGACUGCAAGACCGAGUAUGAACAGGAGCAGGCUCCAGCAAACUCAGCUGAAGCAUGCUUGUCAUUGUUUGUUCAGAUGUCAGAACUUUGCCCCAGCAUGAGCAAUGGUGGCAUGAUGGACGAUAGCCAGCAGGCAAAUCCUGGUAUUGGCAUGCCAAUGCAAGCUUUCCCCAAAAGAAGUGGCUUUGAUGUUGUUGCUGGCCUUGACCGCGACAUUGUCAUUUCCCGCUAUAAAGAAAAGAGGAGGACAAGGAGAUUUGACAAACAGGUGCGAUAUGAGUCCCGCAAAGCUCGUGCGGACAGCAGGUUGAGAAUCAAGGGCCGUUUUGCAAAGGCAAAUCAGAGUUAA